Messenger RNA from Gigantopelta aegis, 8997 nucleotides. Its product is annotated as serine/arginine-rich splicing factor 7-like. The coding region runs from base 65 to 940 and encodes 291 amino acids. Gene Ontology annotation, biological process: mRNA splicing, via spliceosome. The transcript is spliced from 5 exons. Gene Ontology annotation, cellular component: U12-type spliceosomal complex. The record is from RefSeq and is a predicted model, not a curated record. NCBI's taxonomy places the organism in Eukaryota, Metazoa, Mollusca, Gastropoda, Neomphalida, Peltospiridae. Gene Ontology annotation, molecular function: RNA binding; zinc ion binding.
GGCGCAUAUUGUGUAGGGGGCGUUCUGUUGCUGUGAACAGAAGCAAGUGGUUAGAUCAAACAAGAUGGGUCGUAACCGGAGCCGAUCACGUGAGCGACGCAGGAGUUACAGCAGAAGUUACAGCCGCAGCCCGAGUCCGGUGGAAUUCCGCAUUCAUAUAGCCGAUCUGGGCAUCGAUCCUUCCAAAAAUGAAAUCACUAACAUCUUUGAGAAGUUUGGAAAGAUCCGAGAUUUUUGGCUAGCUAGAAAUCCCCCUUGCUUUGCCUUCAUCAAAUACAAAUACAGAGAGGAGGCAGAGGAGGCCAUCAGAGAAAUGGAUGGAAAAAUUCUUUCUGGUGGGCGUGUGCGAGUUUCGUUUGCUCGUCCGAGGACACGUGGCAACCGUCGUCGUGGGUUUGACCCGAAUCUACGAUGUUACCAGUGUGGAGAGAAAGGUCAUUUCUCACGAGACUGCUCAGAUGUAUGGAAGAAUCGCAGAGCUCGAUCCAGGUCACGUUCGAGGUCAAGAGAACGAAGACGAGAAAGAAGACGACGAUCUUACUCUAAAAGCCAAAGCCGAAGUCGCAGCAGAGAUUCCGAGGAAAACAAAAGAAAACGCUCAAAAUCUUCAUGCUCAAAAUCUGAUUCCAAAUCGCCAAAGAAAGAGAAGAGGAAAUCUCGAGAAAGGUCAAGGUCGAAAUCAAACGAAAACUCACGAUCCAGAUCAGCAUCGUGUGAAAAGAUGGAAAAGAAAUCACCGGAGCGAUCAGAAGCAGCAGAAGCAGACGUCGGGGAAUCUGUUGGUAUGGAAAACAGUAUAUCUGCCGAGAACACAAAACAAACUGACAGUGACAGACUUGAAGUAGUGGAACACAACGAGAGGGUGGAAACUGUUGAAAAUACAAAUGGAAAAUCAUCAGCUUCUCCAUCAUCACCAACAAGGGGAGAUCACUCUCCAUGAAAGUAAUAUUAAGGAUAAUGAUUGGCUGCAGCACUCAUUUCCUUGCAUAAUAAUUAUGGUUAAUCAGUUUAGCAAUUAAUCUUGCUCUUAAACUGACUACAUGAAUGUUUUUUUUGUUGUUGUUGUUUUUUAAAAAUCAGUUGUUUAAUUGAAUCAUUAAGAAUUGUUCAUAUUUGAAUGUGUACAUGACUUUUUAUGGAGAAAUUUGUUGGUUAUUGGAUUCAUAUCGUGAAGAUGUUUUCUGCUCUGAAAUGUUUUGGGUGGUUGUCAGGUUUUAUUACAACAUUAAGAAGGUAGACAAUCUUUGUCGACAUAACUUAUAACUUAAUCUAAUUCUGUUACAGUAAGGACCAAAAGUAUGAUAAAACUGAUCAUGCUUCGGGCUGAAUAUUCUGUCUGUUUUCUCAUUGAAUCCCACAGUACAUCAUUUUGUGAUUCCCACUGGUGAUGGAAGUUGGUUGGAAUUUCAUCAUUGAUCAUUGAUUAUAAUCGGUUUGCACCAACUGAUCAAUUUUCGAUUACACAAUUGGUUAGAAUUAUAUGAACAUCAGAAGGAUGUAGUGUUCGAGAUUAAACAUUUUGGGCAGUAUCCCAGUUGGAUACUAACAUUUCAAAAUCUUGUAUCCCUCCUGAGAAUUUAGUAUCCCACUUAAAUGAAAUUCACAAAUAACAUCUUAACAAACUUGUACGACACUUCUCAUUCCCAGUCUAUUGCUACACUGCAAUCGAAAUAGCGAAAUUUCGCAAUCAAACGGAAUCGGCAAAAAGAUUUGCUGCAUCUAUUUUUGAGUAAUAUAUAUAUACUGACAUAAAUUACUAUUUAGCAGUAAUCUGACAUUACUAAUGAUAAACCUACCUGUAUAAAUUUUUAAUCAGAUGUGGAAUCAAUAUCUCAAAUAAAAUUUGAAGGGAGGAAACGUCUAACAAAAACAAUAGCGACUUAGCGGUUCCUAGUCUAUUGCUAUGCCGCUAUUGCUUCAGUGUAGCGUUAGACUGGGUACGAGUUAGGGGGAGAUAUUGUUAUGGCAUAGCAUAGACUGGGUACGAGCUAAAAAAUACUGUUACUUAACUUCACCAUUAAAUGACGACUUUCAUUGUUUCAGCGAAAAAUAAAAACGCAGGAUUAAAAAACCCAACAACAUUAUAUGGUAUCCUGGUGGGAUACUGGUUUCUUGAAGUCUAGUAUCCAAUAUUAAAUUCUGGUAUCCCCGGGAUAUCGAGGUACCAUUAAUCUCGAACACUGUCCAGGAUAGACCUUACAAAUUGCUAAUUUUAUCUUUAAUGACUAUUAUCGUUUUUCUGUUUGUACACAUGAAAACAAACACCAUAUAUCAAUUCCAUUUCUAAAAGAAUGAACAAUUACAUUUACUACUUUCCCACACAGUCAGUUAUGGAUUGUAAUCGAUCAUCACAUUGAUUGAGUUAAUCCAAUCAAUGUUCAAUUAUAAUCAAUCAAUGGAACAUAACUAAUUCUGGUAGAAUAAUAAUAAUAUAAAAAAUUCAAUAUCUGGUCAAAUAUUUAAAUCUCCACUCAUUUCAAAUAUUUUUGCUUUACAAAUUGUUUGCAUAUAUUAUGAUGAAUAUUUAAUUCAACCAGUACAAAUAAAGUGAACAACAAUGCUGUAAGUAUGCAAGAUGUUUUGUUUAUCAUAUGUUGAAUCUUCCCUACACACAGUUUCAGCAAAUAUAAAUAAAACAAGAAAUACUGCUUGAAGACUGUUCCAAUAUUAUGGGUGCCUUAUCUCUCUGUUGAAAAGUGUCCAGGGAAUGAGAUUUAUGUCAUAAAUAAAUAAAUGUUAAAUGGCUGAAAAAAUAAUAUGUUUGAAGAGAGUAAACAUAAAUACAAGUAUAAUGGAAAUAUAUCAGAUUUCCAAAAAUAUAUUUACCUUUAACAUAUGUGCCAAGAACGUGUGUGGAUAGAUAACAUGGCUUUGUCAUUCUGCAGUUAACCCUCUUUAUAAUUACUCUGUUGGUGCUAUGCAAGUCUUGCCGUUGUAACGAUCAUGAAGAGUUAUCUCCCUUAGCUUGACAAGUGGGUUGGCAAAGCCAUCUAAAUAUCCAUAUACAUUACUAUUAAAUUAUAGAGAAAAAAAUCCACAGACUACAAUUUAAUUUUUUUUUUUUAUAUAGUUAUUACAAGGCCUAUUGUACAUGAAGUUGUAAUAUUUGCCGGCAUGCCAACAGCUAGUUCAUUAAUAUAAAGAACCUUUACCCAUUCUUUAUUGAAAUGGCUGGCAAUUUAUUUUGUUACGGAUGAAUUUCUUUGUAAUGAAGUAUUUUUCAUGCAUUGAAAUUUAAAGUUUUCAUUAUUUACCCAAUGGCUGUAACAUUGUUCUAUAUUCAUGUGAAUGUAAAUUGAUGAAAAACAGACACAAACUAUAAAUUAACAAAAAUAACAUCACUUCAAAUAAUAUGAUGUGAGAUUUUUUAUAUUGUGCAUCGACCCAAGUACCAAGGAAUUGGUGUUAUUGUUAAUAAUAGAACAUGUAAUCACUACACUGCAUUUGACAGGCUUGUGAAAUGAGUAGUAGCUAAUCUGAUGGGUGUCGGUGGUCUACAGCCUGGACUGACCACACAUGAAAGAAACUUGCUAAUCAUUUUCAAAAACAUGUUUGUUGUUUGCUGGUAAAUCUCUGCAAUUAUAAAGAACGAAAAAUGCAUUAAAAAUACAUAUUUGUUUUCAGAAAUUAUUACUGGCACUGAAAGUCAAAUAUUCCUUUGUAAAAAUUAAAAUAAAACUCUGGUUGCUUUGUCCCCAGUGGAAGCUGAUUUUGACGUAAUGCUGAUGUAAUGUUUUCAUAGCUUAGUGCAUGUCAUAAUGUUGUUUUCAGAUUACGUUACAUUUUUCAACUCAUCUUUAAGAAUAGUCCAUAAAAAAAAAAAUGAUAUGGCAGCUGGUGAAAACUUGUGUGCUUCUUGUCCUAGAAGAUCUCAACAAAGUUGAAUUCGGUGACAUGGUUUCAAUCUAGUAUGUGGAAUCUGUGUCACUGUAAAAGAAAGAAGUGUUUUAUUUAACGACGCACUCAACACAUUUUAUUUACGGUUAUAUGGAGUCAGACAUAUGGUUAAGGACCACAUAGAUUUUGAGAGGAAACCCACUGUCGCCACUACAUGGGCUACUCUUCCGAUUGGUUUCCUGACAAUAAUUUUCAAUACUCAACAGACAUAUUUCAAUUCUAUGCAAGUGUACUAUAAUAAACGAUAAUAGUAUAAUAAACAAUAAAAUGAUGAUAUGGUCUGGGAGUGGUAGUAACCUUUUUUUUUACAAGUGUUACCAGAUUCAAAUUUGAUAAACAACUAAAUGUUGGUGCAUUAAAACAGUAGACCAAUCAAAAUCUAUAACAGUUCGUCGUCUGAUACGUGUACUUUCAAAAUGAACCAGACUACAUGGAAAUACAACGAAACAGAUUGUCAUAAUGAAAAAGUUUAACAAGUUCUUAAAAUGGAAAUCCAUUUUAACAUGUGAAAAAUAUGUCUGAAACGUGCAGUUAGAUCUCAUGUUCUUGUAUGUGCACUUAUAUCACAUGCUUUCAAUUUAUUAACAAGUGUAUUAAAAUGUUCUUAGAUAAAAAUAAAUAAAUAAGAUCAGUGUUCAUUUCUGUUUACCAACUGAAAUAAUGCAUUUUGGAGUUAAGAUAUCUUCUACAUCUAUAACUGUUGAUGUUUUUAACAUGAUAUGCCCAAGAUAACUUUACCAUCAAUCUGUUCAACUUUAUAAUAUUUUAAAAUAACAUCCACCCGCUUCGUUUUUUUAACAAUGACUGGUUUUACACAGUGUAAUGUUACAAGCCUCUUUAUAUAUUUCAUCCCUUAACAUUUUAAAUCUUAUUGCAUUAUAUUACAACUUCUGUGAAAAAACCCACAUAAUUGUUUAAUAUAGUGAAACCUCUCUAAACUGGACACUCAUGGGACCAAGUAAAAAGUCUUGUUAUAAGAGCUAUCCAGUUUAGAGAGGUUGUGAUCUGUACUGAUAUUUAAAAAGGGACCGUGAAAAAUGUCUGGUUUUGAGGGAAUUCCUGUUUACUGGGUGUCCAAUUUUUAAGAGUCUUACUGUAUUUUAAAAGCUGUUGUAUUUAAUUUGAUGUAGUAGUAACAUUUAAAAGUGCUUGUUUUUGGCAGUAGCUAUUCAGGUUGUGGGAAUAUAUUGAAUGCUGAGUCCUUACAGUGUGCCCCAGUGAAGAAUGUGUAAGUCUGAGAUAAGAUCUGCAAUAAUGAAUACAUUUAUGCACCUGAAUGUUAUCAUGAUUUAGCAUGUUUCAUCUUGUGUUUCUCACAAGUAUUUUGGUUAGGAAUUGCAUACUGCCAAAUUUUUUACCAGUUAUUUGUGUCUACAUGAUAUGAGGUGGUUUGUUUUGUUGUUUUUUUGGUAUUAAAUUUGUACAUUUUGAGUUUUCAUUUAGCAAAUGCAGGCUCGAUUUCUCAUUGAUGGUUAAAUUAUUCAGCCAUGGUUCAUGGUUAAAAUUGUAUUUUAGAAUGGAUCAACUGAACUUUACAUUUCAUGUUAAUGAUCCAGUUUUCAUCUCCACUCAAGAUAUACCUGUAUUUGAACUGAGUGAUGUUUCACAUGAAAUUGUUUGUAACAUUGUUGAUGGAUUAUUGGAUACUGAGCUUAUUUGAGUGUAGUUCAAGAUUUAAACCUCUCAUAUUUGAACCACCAAUAAGAAAUCUGGCCUUGAGAAUGAUUGAAUCAUGCAUCUUGUAAUACUGGUUACAUCUGUAUGCUGAUAUAGACCUUUGUAAUAUCCAUACACCAUUAUAGCCAUGCAGUUUUGUACAUUUACUCAUGAACAAAUGAUGUUUGUUCACAUGCCUACACUGGAUUCCAUCUAAGAAAGUCCAGUUAAUUAUGAAAAAAAAUGAGGGAAAGAAAUGAAAUAUGGUCUACAAUUCCAUGCGUUUACUGAUUUCUUUCCAUCAUUAUAUAGGCCUGUAGGAACAACAUCUGAAGUGGGGUGAGGUGGGGUGGAUAGGGUGGGAUUGCACAAUUCCUAGUGAGUAGGCACAACCUAUAUUUUUUGUCCUGAAUUGGGAAGAGGGGACAUAACCCUCUCCCCUCCGUUGCUAAACGCCUGGUAUAUUGACUAAUGAACAGAUGAUUUUUGUCUUGUUUUGACCAAGUCGAAAGGUGAUAUACAGGUAUUAUUUUUCCAAUGAUGAUGUUGAUGGCGACGGUGAAAGUGUCAACUUUUGCAUUUAGGUUCAAAAUUAAGCUUUUGCAUUUAGCUUCAUUUCUUACAAACUUUUAAGUUGUAAAUCAUUGAAACUAGCAUUAUGCAGUCAUGUAGUUGCAUCUAUGAAUGUUCAUCUCAAUGCAUUUAAAAAAAGCAAAGGAGAGUUAAAACUACUUGAGUUAAUUUUAUUUUUCAUAAUUUUAUGUUGCAUCAUAUUUUAAAUUAUGUUUUAGUCACCAAAUCGGUUUAUUGUAAACAAGAUAUUUCACUCUGCAGAAUUUUUGUUUCAGUUAUUAUCGAUGGGUCAAAUUUGUUUUGAUCAAUCUCUUACACGUAAUAUUGUAACCUCCAUUGUUUGGCCUCACAACACAUUCCGGUAAAAAUAAACAGUGCUAUGCUAAGCAUGUCAUGAUCAGUGGAAGUGUGCUCUAAUGUGUUUUUACUGUACCCAGUUCAAGAGUUAUGCAGAUAUUGUAUGAGUAUUAUAGCUUUUUAAAAUUAAAAUUGUAAAAAUAGUUUUUUAUUAUUCAAAAAGGCAUUGUCUUUCUGGACAUUUUUGACAGCAAUAACUUGUUAUAAUUUGUUUGGGAAAUAUUUCAAGUUUUAAAUAUUUCAUGAGACCCCUUCAAAAACUAUAAUUAGUUUGCACCACUUAUCUGUUUAAAAUUCUAAAGAAACAUAUUUUGAAUAAUAAAAUAUUAAAGGGACAAAGAAAUGUAAGAUAAGGUUACAUACUGUAGUAUGAUAAAGUAUUACAUUAACAUUAACACUUUGGGAAAAUAUUUUAUGUGAUAUUGCACUGUUUAACCAAACUUUUCUGAUUUGUUUUUUUUGUCAACAAUCAUAGUAGUACAAUCAACAGAAAUCGUUUUUCUGAAUUUCAUUUUUCUGAUUUUUUUUUAAUGAGAAAUUUGUUUUGUCUUGAAAGAAUGUUGAAUACUUUUUUCAUGUUUUUAUAUUGUUUAUGUUGUUAUUUGACAACAAAAUUUUAGUAGACUUCUGUUUUAUUCACCUUUGGUUUGAGAAAGAACAUUUUGAAUGUGUUUUCAAAGGUAUGAGAUGGAAAUAAUUAUUAACAUCUGUCCAUUUGAUUAUAAUGUAUACAGAAUCAUAUUUUAUCUCAACAGAUUACAAACUGAUACGUUUUGUAUUUUGUUUUAUCCCAGCAAACUUAUAAUUUUGUAAUCUUUCAUUUGUAUCUUGUUGAUAGUUCCCGCUUUUAAAAAAAAUGUGUUUACCCAUUGUCUUCAUGUUGAUAUUAUGAACUAGUCUUUAGAUAGUCUUGGUUAUAUAAUCAGUAAGUUAGCUCUGUUUUUAAACUGCUGGUAGGUUAUGAUUGUUGUAAAGACAACUUAACAAACCGUAAUGUUAAAAUGUAAGUUCUUUUUGCAAAUUAUUAUCAUGGGUGUAAACUGUUCCACAGUAGUAGCAUUUGGAAAAUAAACAUGAAAUAAUUUAACUAAUUAUUUCAUCUAUACUGGAUCAUAUUUAUUUAUGUAAAAAAAUGAUUGACUUUUAGAAUAUUUGUCUCAUUUACUUUGUUAUUAUUUCGAUCAAGUAUUUUUAGAUGUAGGAAGACUAAACUUAGUAUAGACACCUAGAUGAAUACAGUAUUUUGUGAAGGUGAUAUUUUUUACAAUUUUGAUGAAAUUGUUGUGUGUAAUAUUUGUUGAAUUAUGCCGAGAAACGUUUCUCAUUCAGAAAUGUGACAGGUGGUAUUUUAGUGAUGAUGAAAAUUCAGAAUACAACAAAAUAAUGUGUAAACCUCACAUUGACUUUAUAGUAUGUAUGAAACAGAGCCAAUGAUCACUGAACUGCUUUUGACUUGCUUAACACUUAUCUACAAGCAUUUUAUUACCACUAAACUUAUUCGGAUUUAGAAUCUGGAGUACAAUGCCAGAAUUUCAUAAGAAGGAAAUUAAUAUGCAUGUAUUACGUGGUGCAUUCAAGCAUGAACGUCAUGGGUGUACAUUUUAUUUUUGUCAAGCCUGGAUUUGGGGUAUUGUAAUUAAGAGUGUGUUAAAAUCAGUAAGCAAGCUAGUAUUAAUGAAAUAGGAAAAGAAAUUGACAAGCACAUGUGUUUUUUGUUAUACAAUGUCUCAUGCAAAAUCACUAUGUGUGUGUGUGUGUGUGUAUAUAUAUAUAUAUAUAUAUAUAUAUAUAUAUAUAUAUAUAUAUAUAAAAGGUGAUGACUUACAGAAAAUCAAGUGUGAUAUAAAUUUGCUUUGAAACAUCUAAAGAAAGAAAAAGAGAACAGCCCAUUUAAUGGGUAGAAUUUAAUUAUAAUAUAUUUAAAAAAAAAGUUAUUUUCAUAUUAAGAUAAACUGACCAUAAAUGUAAGAUUAUUAUAUUUAUUAUUAACAGCCCAUUCAAUAGGUAGAGUUUAUAAAUAAUUGUUUAUCAAGUGUUGGCAUCAUUCUAUCCAGGAAAAUUACUAUAUAUCUUUACUGGGUUUUUAAAUUGUUUAACUUAUUAAAUAUUUAGUACAUAUAAAUGUCCUCAUAACAUAACAAAGACUGAACUAUUAUUGAAAACCUUCAGACAAAUGCAAAUAUUAACUAUGCUGUUUAUUAAUUACAAAACACUAGGAGUAAAAACAACCCAAUUGGUAAUGAGACUGUUAUUUUUCUUGUUAUACAAUGUUGUGAUAUUUCAUGUUGUGGCAGUUGUUUAAUAUUAAAAUGAUCUAGCAUCUGUAAUCUAUGCAUGCUGAGUAAAAGGGAAAAAUAUAUUUAAAUUUUCCAAUUUGUAUUUGGAUGUAUUUUUGAAAGCUGUGCAAAAUAUGUUGGUCAUGUUUCACAUAAUUUAAUAAUGUUUCAUAUUGAGUAAUGUUUCAUAUUACCUUGUCAUUAAAAUAACCAAAGAAAUAAAAGGUAUGCAAGGAAA